GCUUCCUAGAGAGGGCUGCAGCGGCUCAUCCCCUUCACUGUAGGGGCUUCGGAGUUGGGCUGGACUCCGAGCACAGCGGCUGCUUCUGCAACUGCUGCUCUUCGCCCGGGCUCCCCUAUUCCAAAGGCAAGCCCGGGGACGACUCCCAUAGCUCGGCCGUGCUUUCCAGUCUCCCUCAAUCUCCACCUCCAACUCGAAAACCUGGAAAAGUUCCUCCACAGCUGCCAGCCUGAAGAAAAGCCACGUUCGCGUGGCUUUGCUCCAGCCCGCCUCCCCUCCCUGACACCCUCCGCCCCCACCCCCUACUUUGGAUUGCUGCUUCCUCCCGGGCUGCGUGGCUUUCCUGUAGCUGGGCGGCGCGCUGCUGGUGGAAGGAGGCAAGGCAAGCAAGCCGGGCGCGCGGGGCAGAAAGGUAAAGGCUGGAGGCUGGGCAGCGUGUUCGCAGCGCUGUGGAAGGCGCCGACUGAGCGGGCGGGAACGGUGCGCUGGAGGAGCUGGUCCACAUGCCUUGCAGCCGGCUCUCUUUGUUUUGUGCGCCGGAGGAGGGACGCUCGUAUGCUUUUAGCAUUAGGACGUCAGAAGAAUCUGCUUCGGGUGCCCACACUUUUAAGAAUAAAUCCUUUAAGAAGGCCAAAGUCUGCAGUGUCUGCAAACAAGUUAUUGACAGUCAAGGUGUUUCAUGCCGAGUGUGCAAGUAUUCCUGCCACAAGAAAUGUGAAACAAAGGUGGUGAUACCCUGCCACGUACCAGUCAAUGACCCACUGUCUAACAACUCUGAUGUAUCUGGUCACGUAACCAGGACAGCAUCUGACAAUUUUUCAAAAAGUUCUUCAUUCUGCUGUGAUAAAUUUUCUCAGAGUGCCAUCUUGGGUCAUAUCAUGGAAGAAGGCUAUGAACUCGAUCUUACCUACAUCACUGAGCGGAUCAUCGCUGUCUCCUUCCCAGCUAGUUGCUCAGAGGAAACUUAUCUACAUAACUUGCAAGAUGUAACCCGAAUGCUGAAAUCCAAACAUGGAGAUAAUUACCUGGUGAUAAACCUCUCUGAAAAGAGAUAUGACCUUACGAAGCUUAACCCAAAGAUUAUGGAUGUGGGUUGGCCUGACCUCCAUGCCCCUCCCCUUGAUAAGAUGUGUACCAUCUGUAAAGCUCAAGAGACAUGGCUAAACAGUGACCCUCAGCAUGUAGUGGUCAUUCACUGCAGGGGUGGAAAAGGACGGAUAGGAGUUGUCAUAUCAUCGUACAUGCAUUUCACCAACGUUUCUGCCAGUGCUGACCAAGCUCUCGACAGAUUCGCAAUGAAGAAAUUUUUUGAUGAUAAAGUUUCAGCUUUAAUGCAGCCAUCCCAAAAAAGAUAUGUUCACUUUCUCAGUGGUCUUCUCUCGGGAUCUGUGAAAAUGAAUACCACACCACUCUUUCUGCACUUUGUAAUUCUCCAUGGCAUCCCCAACUUUGAUACUGGUGGAGUUUGCCGACCAUUUUUGAAGCUCUACCAAGCAAUGCAGCCAGUCUAUACAUCAGGAAUCUACAAUGUUGGUCCAGAAAACCAAAGCAGAGUCUGCAUUGCCAUCGAACCAGCCCAGCUCCUAAAGGGAGACAUAAUGUUGAAAUGUUACCACAAAAAGUAUCGAUCUGCUACCCGUGAUGUCAUUUUCCGCCUGCAGUUUCACACAGGAGCCAUUCAGGGAUAUGGACUGAUGUUUAGGAAGGAAGAUCUGGACAGUGCCAACAAAGAUGACCGUUUUCCUGAUUAUGGGAAGAUUGAAUUAGUCUUUUCUGCUACCCCUGAGAAAAUACAAGGGUCUGAACAUUUACAGAAUGACCAUGGAGUGGUUGUGGAUUACAACACUGCAGACCCGUUGAUCCGGUGGGAUUCUUAUGAAAAUAUGAGUCCUGAUGGGGAAGUGUUACACACCCAAGGUCCAAUUGAUGGCAGCCUUUAUGCUAAAGUGAGAAAGAAGAGCAUCUCUGACAACAAUAUCCCUAGUGGGACCCAGGUCGUUCCAGUAACCAGCAGCCCUGAUCACAGUGACCAUACCUUGUCUGUUAGCAGUGAUUCAGGCCACUCCACUGCCUCGGUCAGGACAGACAAGACUGAAGAGCGCUCGGCUCCAGGCACCAAAAGAGGAUUGAGCCCACAAGAAAAGGCAGAACUGGACCAGCUCCUCAGUGGGUUUGGAUUGGAAGACUCUGUGAGCUCCCCAAAGGAUAUGACUGAUGUCCGAAGUAAGUAUAGUGGGACUCGUCACGUAGUGCCAGCCCAGGUUCACGUGAAUGGAGAUUCCAAGCUGAAAGACAGAGAGACAGACAUCUUAGAUGAUGAGAUGCCCAAUCAUGACUUACGCAGUGUGGACAGUAUUGGGACUUUGUCCUCUUCAGAAGGUCAACACUCCAGCCACCUUGGAAACUUUACCUGCCAUAAAAGUAGUCAAAAUUCUCUCUUAUCAGAUGGCUUUGGGAGCAACACUGGGGAAGACCACCACGUUGCCCUUGCUCCAGACCUGGGCAUAGGUGUAGAUCCCCUUUAUGAGAGAUCAUUUGGAAAUGGUGAGCCCAAGCAGGUUCAGCAGCUCUUGAGGAACCCUACGGUGUCGUCUCAGGCACCAGCCUAUGGACAGGGCAACUAUUCCACUCAGACCUGGGUGCGCCAACAACAACUAGUGGCAGCACAUCAGUACAGCUAUGCAACAGAUAGUGAGGGGAGGUUUGCCAUCCACAACUCUUCGGAGAAUUCUAGCUAUGUUCCGGCCCAGCCCAGGAUCCCCCUCACUCCCACAAGAGGCUCCAGCAGCAGGGAUGCUGUGCAGAGGAGCUUAGGUAGUAUAUCAAAUGCUAAUGAAGUACCCCAGCACUCUUACCCGGAAGGUUUCAAACCUAGGUUAACGCCAGAGAAAGAGAUAAAUGGGGUUGAUAUGGGAUUGAAUGCAGGAAUUUUACCAGGGUCUCCAACUCUGGAUAUUGACCAAUCCAUUGAACAGCUCAAUAGGCUGAUCUUGGAACUAGACCCAACAUUUGAGCCCAUCCCAACUCAUAUGAAUACCAUGACAAGUCAAGCAAAUGGAUCUGCGUCCCCUGACAGCAAAGUAGGAGGAGGACUGCGGGGGAACCACAGAUUUCUUGAGAAAGGAGAGAACAUAAGCAGGAAUUCCAGCCAACAUGGAGAUGACCCUUCUGGAGGGAGAAUCAGGAAAUUAAGCCUUGGCCAGUAUGACAACGACAGUCCUGGGCAGCCAUCAUUUACUGGAUGUGGAUGGGUAAAAGCUACUAAUAUGGAUCCAGUUCCAGCUCUGGGAUCCUUCAUUACUUCAGGGGAAACCAAAGAGACAAUGGUAACCAGUUAUCCUCAAGAGCUUGAUGUAAUAGAUGGUGGAAUAUUCUCACCAACCAAAAAUGGGAAUGAAUCAGUCCCUCCCACUCCAGCUUUUCCUGUGUCACCAGAGACACCAUAUGUGAAAACUCCUUCACAUUAUCCUCAGAUCAGUCCAUCAGAGCAACACAUGAGCGGCCCAACCAAUUUGUACAAAACAGGACAUGAACCUCGGAGUUACACUGAGGGCCUUAAUCACUCAGUGGUGAUGUCAGACAGCCCAAUUGGAACAAACCCUGCUCUGUUUCGGUCUGAGAGGCCAACAACUCCUUGUCAACGGACCUUUCCAUCUGCCUGUACGGCUUCAAGCAACAGCCCCCUCCAGAGAGGCGAGAGUCCUUCCACAGCAGAGCACCAAUGGCUAGAGAGCAGUCCCAAAUCUACUCUUUCACCGCAGCUGUCAGUGAUGGGGAGCAGCCGACCCACGGGCUUCCUCGUGGGUUCAGAGUUUUCCAGUCCAGGACCGGAUUCUUCACUCUUGUCUCAUUUCCCGCCUUCGGAGCUGCAGGUUUCUAAUCUAAACAGUCAUGAAAACUCACCAGCAGAACAGUCCCAAGAAAUUCUGGCCAACCCAAGUGGCCGGGCCUUCCUAAACUUUGGUGUGCCUAGCAUUGGCAAUAGCCUCCAGCCUGAUGAGAAGCCAGGAACCUUACUGACUAAUUCCAAUGGAGCAUCUAAACCACCAGUCACCCCACUGGCGGGAGUUGUUGACAAUGGCUUCUUGCCCCAUAAUUUUCUCACGGUGGCCCCUGGCCACAGCAGUCAGCACAGUCCAGUCCUGCAGCAUGCGGGUUUAUCUCUGCAUUCUCAACCACCCCUUCCAGAAAAGAAGAGGACAUCUGAAGGAGACCGCUCCUUUGGCUCUGUCUCUCCGUCUUCCAGCGGCUUCUCCAGCCCCCAUAGUGGGAGUACAAUCAGCAUCCCUUUCCCAAAUGUCCUUCCAGACUUUUCUAAAGUUUUAGGCACCUCUCCCUUGCCAGAAAAUCCAACUGAGAAACUUGUGACUGUGAAAUUUGUUCAAGACACAUCCAAGUUCUGGUACAAGGCAGAUAUUUCAAGAGAGCAAGCUAUUGCUAUGCUGAAGGAUAAAGAACCAGGCUCAUUCAUUGUUCGGGACAGCCACUCUUUCCGGGGAGCCUAUGGCCUGGCCAUGAAGGUUGCUACGCCUCCUCCUUCAGUCCUACAACUUAAUAAGAAAGCUGGAGAUUUGGCCAAUGAACUCGUCAGGCACUUUUUGAUUGAGUGUACAUCUAAGGGCGUACGAUUGAAGGGAUGCCCAAAUGAACCAUAUUUUGGGAGUUUGACAGCUUUGGUAUAUCAGCAUUCCAUUACUCCUCUCGCAUUGCCAUGCAAACUCCUUAUCCCAGACAGAGAUCCAUUAGAAGAAAUGGCAGAAAAUUCUCCGCAGACUGCUGCAAAUUCUGCAGCUGAGCUGCUAAAACAGGGGGCAGCCUGCAAUGUUUGGUACUUAAAUUCCGUGGAAAUGGAGUCACUCACAGGCUACCAAGCUGUACAGAAAGCCUUGAGCAUGACGCUGGUUCAAGAUCCUCCUCCCAUUUCUACAGUCGUCCAUUUCAAAGUGUGCCAGGGAAUUACACUGACUGACAAUCAGCGGAAACUUUUCUUCCGAAGACAUUAUCCUGUGAACACUGUCAUUUUCUGUGCUUUGGAUCCACAGGACAGGAAGUGGAUCAAAGAUGGCCCUUCGGCAAAAGUAUUUGGAUUUGUUGCAAGAAAACAAGGGAGUGCUACGGACAAUGUGUGCCACCUGUUUGCAGAACAUGAUCCCGAGCAGCCCGCCAGUGCCAUUGUGAACUUUGUAUCAAAGGUCAUGAUUGGUUCCCCCAAAAAGAUCUGAAGCCUCCCUGCCAGACAGACUACCCUUUAGACUUUGGUGUGAGUAGGGAGGGAUGGCGUCCUUUUGAACAAUUUCCUUAAACGUACCAAUCCCAAGAAGAAAAAGAGAAUCUUCUGCCUGUUGUACGUUUUCUUUCUUUCUUCCUUCCUUCCUUGCUUUUUUUUUUCUAAAAGAAAGACUUCAAAAUUCCUUGGCCUUUCUCAAGAGAAAAUUUUUGUCUCUUGAAACAUCUUCACAGCCAAGUACCAAGUUCAAAAUAAAAGAAGCUGUGUCUGGAGCAUCUGUACCUA
Phascolarctos cinereus (koala) is the source of this 5512-nucleotide messenger RNA. It is a transcript of the gene TNS3, whose product is annotated as tensin 3. Gene Ontology annotation, cellular component: focal adhesion. NCBI's taxonomy places the organism in Eukaryota, Metazoa, Chordata, Mammalia, Diprotodontia, Phascolarctidae. Gene Ontology annotation, molecular function: protein binding. Gene Ontology annotation, biological process: dephosphorylation. The record is from RefSeq and is a predicted model, not a curated record.